This is a messenger RNA of Nicotiana attenuata, 2498 nucleotides long. RefSeq names its product probable inactive receptor kinase At2g26730. The record is from RefSeq and is a predicted model, not a curated record. Gene Ontology annotation, biological process: protein phosphorylation. Lineage: Eukaryota; Viridiplantae; Streptophyta; Magnoliopsida; Solanales; Solanaceae. The transcript has 2 exons. Gene Ontology annotation, molecular function: ATP binding; protein kinase activity; protein binding. Bases 162 to 2141 code for a protein of 659 amino acids.
CCUUUUUCACUCUCUCUCUCUCUCUAAACACUCUUCCGCUUCUGCUUUUUCUCUCUCUCUCUCUCUCUCUCUCUCUAUGGCUUCUUCUCGCCGGAAACCACCACUAUCUACAUAGCAGUACUGAUUAUAAUCCAUUGAAUUACAUUCUUGUUUCUUUUACAAUGGCGGUGUUUUCAAAUUCAAGGUUUGUGUUUUGUACUUUGUUCUUUGCUUCAAUUUUGAGUCAAUACCAAGUAGUAUCGGAACCUAUAGAGGAAAAGCAAGCUCUCCUUGCUUUCCUUUCUCAAAUCCCACACGCUAAUCGUGUUCAAUGGAACUCUUCAUCUUCCGCCUGCACCUGGUUUGGUGUUGAAUGUGAUUCUACAAAUUCGUCUGUUUAUUCACUACGGCUUCCUGCUGUUGGUCUUGUUGGUCAAAUUCCUGCUAAUACUUUAGGUCGACUGAGUCAACUCCGAGUUCUUAGUCUUCACGCGAAUCGGUUAUCCGGUUCUCUCCCUUCGGAUUUUUCUAAUCUCGAGCUUCUUCGUAGUCUUUAUCUGCAAAAUAAUCGGUUCUCCGGUGGGUUUCCGGAGAGUCUAAUCGGGUUAACCCGGUUGAACAGGUUGGAUAUUUCAUCGAAUAACUUUUCCGGCAAUAUUCCCUUCUCCAUUAACAAUCUCACCCAUUUAACGGGUCUUUUGUUGAAUAACAAUGGCUUCACUGGGAAUCUCCCUAGUAUUAAUCCGUCGGGACUUGUGGAUUUCAAUGUGUCGAAUAAUCAACUCAAUGGGUCGGUUCCUACGACUCUCUCUAAAUUUCCAGCUUCAUCUUUUGCCGGUAACAUUGAUUUGUGUGGUGGUCCAUUGCCGCCUUGUACUCCAUUCUUUCCUUCUCCGUCAUCUUCUCCAUCACCUUCUUCGAUAGAGCCAAAAUUCAAGAGAUCGAAGAGACUGUCAACCGCUGCCAUUGUUGGAAUAGCUGUCGGUUCAGGGCUUGGGCUUUUACUACUAUUGCUAUUCCUUUUCCUAUGUUUGCGUCGAAAAUUAACAAGGAAAGAGUCAACUACAAAGACACAGAAGCCGCCAACGACGACAGCAGCAGCAUUCACAGGAGCGGGAGAGGCAGGAACAUCAUCGUCAAAAGACGAUUUAACAGCUGAAGGAGAGAGGAAUAAACUUGUUUUCUUCAAUGGAGGAGGAGGCUAUAGUUUUGAUCUUGAAGAUUUGUUGAGAGCAUCAGCUGAAGUGUUAGGUAAAGGAAGUGUUGGUACAAGUUAUAAAGCUGUUCUUGAGGAAGGUACUACAGUUGUUGUGAAAAGGCUUAAGGAUGUUGUGGUUACAAGAAAAGAAUUUGAACAACAAAUGGAUGUUUUGGGGAAGAUGAAACAUGAGAAUGUGCUACCUUUAAGAGCAUUUUAUUACUCUAAAGAUGAAAAAUUGUUGGUCUCUGAUUAUGUUCCUGCUGGAAGUUUGUCUUCUCUUCUUCACGGUAGUAGAGGAUCAGGGCGUACACCACUUGAUUGGGAUAGUAGAAUGAGAAUAGUGUUAAGUGCAGCAAGAGGAAUUUCAUACCUUCAUAUUUCAGGAAAAAUUGUACAUGGAAACAUCAAGGCUUCAAAUGUUCUCCUUAAACAAGAUAAUAACCAAGAUUAUGCUUGUGUAUCCGAUUACGGACUAAACCCUCUUUUCUCCACCACCGCGACACCGGUCAACAACCACCGUGUUGCAGGAUAUCGUGCACCGGAGGUUCUUGAAACACGAAAGGUCACGUUUAAAUCAGAUGUAUAUAGCUUCGGAGUAUUGAUUUUGGAGCUCUUAACGGGGAAAGCUCCGAACCAAGCUUCGCUUGGUGAAGAGGGCAUAGAUUUGCCUAGAUGGGUUCAGAGCGUCGUGAGGGAAGAAUGGACCGCAGAGGUGUUCGACGUUGAGCUAAUGCGGUACCAUAAUGUGGAAGAAGAGAUGGUACAACUACUUCAGAUCGGAAUGGCUUGUGUUGCUAUUGUGCCUGAUCAACGACCUACAAUGGCGGAGGCGGUAAGGAUGAUUGAAGAAAUGAAUAGAGAUGAUGGUCUUCGACAAUCUUCGGAUGAUCCAUCCAAAGGUUCCGAAAGCCAAACACCACCUCAUGAGUCUAGAGGCUCGCCUCGUGGUGUUACACCAUAAAAUUGUUAGGAUCGAGAUAAUCAGAUACCAGACUGAACAUACAAAAAUGGAUGGUGUGAUUUAUUUUGUCAAAAAUUCUCAGUAAACGUAAGUAAAUUGUAUUAAAUGAUACUUAGGGGGUUGGAGCAGGCAAUAUUUGGAGGUUUGGGAUGGGGGACUGUUAUGUCUUUAUUUUAUUUUAUUUUAUUUUUUUCUUGAAAUUAUGUUGAGAAAAUUUGUGCAAUGAUUUUAUAGGAAGGUAGUUGAGAAAUUUGAAUAUUUCCAUGAAGUGAUUUGGGAAAUUGGAAUUGACCGUUUGUAUUAUCUCAUUCUUUUUGUUGGAUAGUCUACUGGUGAAGUAUAUAAAGUUGUUUAGCA